AAUAAAAUCUCUUAUUUAAUUUGUUAUUUUUGAUACAAAUUUUAAGUAUUAAGUCCACGUCACUAAUUAGAAACACCACGUCACUAAUUUAUGUCAUCAACCGUCCCAUAACUCCGAUGAAAAGGAAAAAAAAAGUUAUAUCAUCUUCGACGUUACAACUUUCUUCACAACUUUCGUUAAACCCUAACCGAGUUCGAAAUCAUCUUCGACGUAACGUAGAAUCUCGUUUCGAACUGUUUCGAACUGUUUGCGAUAUCGUCUUCUCCAUUAUCAUCUUCGCCGACCUUGUUAAACCCUAACCGUCUCCGAUAUCAUCUUUGUCACAACUAAUCGUCUCGUAUCGAACUGUGUCUGAAAUUCUCUUCUCUGACAUUCUCUUCUCUGCAAAAGUGUCUACGCAAUCGUAUCUACGACAUCAUCUUCUUCGGAUCAUAUGGCUAUUUCUGAAGAUCAAGCAUGGGAUUAUCCUCCACGACUUUACGCUGAAGGGGCUUCUAAACUAGAAAAUAAAGAGAUUAAUCACAAUAUGCAUAUGGGAGAGUUCCCUAACGUCAGAGAAGCAUUAGGAGUGGAUGUGUGGGAUUACCUGAGGGAGAGUCCUCUUGGAAUUAUUGUUAAGCUAGCUGAACGCAAAAGCGUGUGGUCUGGUAAGACUGUACACUAUCUACUAUGUCGACAGCUUCGAGUAGAGAAGAAGGAGAUUUGGAGUCUAGUUGGCGAUGAACCUCUCAGAUUUAAUUUAAACGAAUUUGGUGAGAUAAUUGGGUUAAACACAGAUCCAGUGCCAGCAGAAAGUUUUGAACCUGACCAAUACAAAGAGUUUUGGAAAGUGUUGAAGGUGCCGCUUGGGCAAGGACCAAAGUUAGAUUAACUGAGGGUAGCAUUAGAGGUCUGUCCGGCGUGGAGUUUCGAUCAGCGUAAAUGGCUAGGACUGUUACUUCUUCAAGCCAUGGGACUUUAUGCUAUGCAUCAUAAUUCUAGGAUACCGUUUGAAAGUGCAAAAAGAGUAUUCGACGAUGAAGCCAUGAUGACGUAUCCAUGGGUUCGGAUUGCAUAUGAAGUUCUUGUUGACUCUAUUAAGAGGUUGGAUCCACAAGGAAAGUCAUACUUCAUAAACGGUCUGACGAACGUGUUAUUGGUUUGGGCAUAUGAGUCUGUCACUUGUUUUGGAGAGCGUUUUGGGAGAGUGGUCGAUGAGCAAGAAGUUUCUCUUUUCCGAUGGGGUGGAAAGCGUACACGUACAAGUUUAGAUACUGUCAUAGCUGAGGAGAUUAGAGAACAUGGCGAGGUGCGCGUGAGAAAAAUGGUUAUGAAGGACUCUUUAGAAGAGAUGUUUCCUCAGUGGCCGGAUGAAUCAGAUGACACGCUACUUGUGAACUUGAUAACCGACAUAUAUACAGGUCGGUUUGUUAGAGAUUUUUGGGUAACAUCGAUGAAACGCAAACAAACAAAGGCUGGUGGUUCGUCAAAGGCUGAACCACCCAUUAAGAAGCAGAAGAAAGUGAACAUCAUUGUUGAGGAUGAAGUUGCUGUGGAGGGGAAAGGUGCUCGUGAGAAGGAAAAUACGGAAGAUAUUGGGAACAAGAAGAUAUUGUUGACCAUAAUGCAUUCUUUGGAGAAAAUUUCUUCAAAAAUAGACAACUACGAUAAUAGAUUCGAUAUCGUCGAUGAGAGAUUCAACAAAUUUGAAGAGCGAUUAACCAGAUACGAGUCUAGAGAUUCCAACAUUGCUGAUUUAGUCAGAACUACAGUGGAGGAGUACUUAUCUAAAGUUCUCGAACAACAAUCUUUAUCGUUGCCACCACCGCCACCACCGCCACCACCACCGCAGCAAUCUGUCACUAGUUCUGCUAAGGCCUCUCCUGCUAAGGCCUUCAGAACAGUAGCUCAGGCAAGUGAUGUUGAUUUUGUUACUGUUUCUCCUUCUAAAGACCCAACCAUAGGACGCGGAUGCAGGGUAAAGUUAAAAGGUAAGAGGAGAUGAGGUUAAAGAGAAGGACGAUAAGGAGGCUGAGUUAGCAACGAAGGAGGAUGAGUUAGCAAAGAAGGCGGCUGAGUCAAAGAAGAAAGUGACAGAUCCUAAGAAACUGGCGGUUGCGUUAAAGAGACAAGAGGCGGCUGAGAAGAAGGCACGGCUGGUUGAGGAAAGGAAAGAGGCGGCUGAGUUAAAGAAGAAAGCGAAUGCGGAAGAGGCCCCAAAAAGAAAAACGCGUGGCGGUGUAAUAACAUUAACUGUACCUCAGCCGAAACCGAUUCAAUCCGAUAGUGAUUUUGCGGAUAUUACUGACCAAUAUAUCGCAGCACAAGACGAAGUGAUUCCGGAGUCUGAUGUGGAGGAAGAGGACAGAAUCAGAUCUGCAAGAGUUAAGGAAUAUCGGGAGAAAAAUGUUCAGUUAUCUCCAACUGGCCGUGGCCGUGCAUUGUUCGCUGAAAAUGCUCCUUCACCACCAGUUUUUCCUCACAUUGGAGACAAUGGAACGACGUGUAUGAGGAAGAAUUUUGAACCUUCACCAGCAAUAUAUGAUCCUUUAGCACCGGUUGAUCCAGCAAAAUUGGAUAAACUUAAGGAACACCUAGAGAAACAUAAGAACGUUCCCACUAAAAAAACAGCAGCACAUGAGGGUGAGUUCUACAGGAUCAUCAUCACUGAAAGACCGUGGCCAGUGAAAGAUUAUGGAUGGCUGUUUGAUGAUCAUAUUAGUGCGUUUCUGCGAGUCCUCACCAAAAGGUCCAUGCAAGAUCCCAGCCCAUAUUGGUCCAAGCGCAUUGCAUUUAUUGACUUUUGGUUCCUCAGUACAUUGGUUCACGAUUACACGCAGUUCAAGAUAAAUCCAUCGCGGAUGAAAUUCAAAGAUAAUGGCUAUGAAGAGUUAAUAAACGGUAGGAUGUCCCUGGACUGUCCUACAAACUUGAAGUGGUAUGAGGAUGUGGAUCAUCUGUACGGAGUGCUUCAAACUGGUGGCGAUCAUUGGGUGGCGUUUCACGUAGAUCUGCUUAAGGAGAAGAUUGAUUGCUAUGAUCCAAUCAUUGGACAGGUAACACCCGAAAGUGAAAAGAAGAUUGUAGAUUCAUUUAAGCCUCUUACGCAAAUGCUACCUGCGAUGUUGAACGAGAAUAUUCCUCCCACAUUCCGAAAACCCAGAAAGACGCAGUUUGCGUUCCGAAUGAGGAAAGGCAAAUACAUUCCACAAAACAACCAGAUUGGCGAUUGUGGAGUGUAUGCAUUGAAGUUUGUGGAAUGCUUAGCGCUUGGCGUGACUUUUGAUGGGAUAAAUGAUAGUAAUAUUCAAGGUAUACGGGUGAAGAUGACAGCAGAUAUCCUCGUUGAAAAAGGAAAUGACAUGUAUGAACAAUUUAAGUAGCUUUUUGAACGAUUUGUAUUUGACUUUAGCUAAUGGUAUGUUUCUAUAAGCC
Molecule: messenger RNA, 3414 nt
Organism: Raphanus sativus (radish)
Lineage: Eukaryota; Viridiplantae; Streptophyta; Magnoliopsida; Brassicales; Brassicaceae
Exons: 4
Coding region: 2487-3362 (291 amino acids)
Biological process (GO): proteolysis
Molecular function (GO): cysteine-type peptidase activity
Source: RefSeq, a predicted model, not a curated record